AUGUUUCCAAUCUGUAUAAAUAGUUUAUCGUUUAGUUCCGCUUGGUCAAUUGUGUACCGAAGACGUAGAAGAACGGCAACCAUGUUCAAGAGAUUAGUGAUCUUCCUUCUUUUCGGAGUAGUUGCCGUAAUCUCAGUUGGCCAACAAGGUCGAACGACCAAUUAUAAACAAGUCCGUUCUACCUACAAACCGACGUACCAACAGUCAUAUCCUCAACAGGAGAAAUCCACUCGCAGCCAACAGUACAACCAGCAGUACACACCGUACCGUUACCCGUAUUACCAGCAAUACUAUUACCAGCCUGUGUACAAACAGAGCUAUCAGCAAACGCCAUACGUCAGGAGGAAAUGA
This is a messenger RNA of Nezara viridula (southern green stink bug), 351 nucleotides long. Lineage: Eukaryota; Metazoa; Arthropoda; Insecta; Hemiptera; Pentatomidae. The record is from the annotation of a GenBank genome assembly.